Molecule: messenger RNA, 1837 nt
Organism: Adelges cooleyi (spruce gall adelgid)
Lineage: Eukaryota; Metazoa; Arthropoda; Insecta; Hemiptera; Adelgidae
Gene: Tango4
Product: pleiotropic regulator 1
Exons: 8
Coding region: 200-1600 (466 amino acids)
Biological process (GO): mRNA splicing, via spliceosome
Cellular component (GO): Prp19 complex; precatalytic spliceosome; catalytic step 2 spliceosome
Molecular function (GO): protein binding
Source: RefSeq, a predicted model, not a curated record
GCCGACAACUAUAUUAUAGUCGUAAGUACUAAGUUGUGUUUGAAUUUGUCGUGGUUUCCAACAAGAGCGUUUCGUUAAAUCAUUCCAUAAUUAAUUUCUAGUGUUGAUAUUAUAAUAUUAAAAAGAACAAAUAAAAUAGUGAUGCGUUUUGCAUAUUUGAAAUAUAAUCUCAUUUAGAAAAAACUUCACCGGCUCAAUAAUGUCCGCAAGAAGUCAAGUAAACGGGAUGAACUCAAUGGAGGAGGUUCAAAGACAUUCUGUUCAUACGUUGGUGUUCCGUUCCCUGAAAAGGACUCACGACAUGUUUUUGUCUUGUCAAGGAAUGUUGCCACCAAUCGACGAAGAAGCAGAAAAAAUUAAAAAGAUGGUUAAAGCGCGGGAUAGUUACGGCCUCGUCUUUGAUAAAGUGGAACGUAACAAGAUUAAUAUGAAGAAAUCACAACCUAAUCUGAUAAAACACGAUCACUUGGAUUCACUUAAAGACAACAUGCCCUUGGCCAUAACCGACAACCCAGAAAAAAUAAACAAAAACACCGAAACUAGUAUGGUCUUGUCGAGUCCAAGUACCCAAAACAUAGCCGCUGCCAAUCGUCUUAUGAACCAUAUAAUGCCGAAACCCAAGUGGCAUCCACCGUGGAAAUUGUACAGAGUGAUCUCUGGCCAUUUGGGUUGGGUGCGCUGCAUCGCCGUCGAGCCCGGUAACGAAUGGUUUGCGACCGGAGCGGGCGAUCGAGUUAUCAAAAUUUGGGAUUUGGCAACCGGUAAAUUGAAACUUUCGUUGACCGGACACGUCAGUACGGUCAGAGGUCUACAGGUUAGCCCUCGUCAUCCGUACUUGUUCAGCUGUGGAGAAGACAAACAAGUCAAGUGUUGGGACUUGGAGUACAACAAAGUAGUGAGACAUUAUCACGGUCAUUUGAGUGCUGUUUACAGUCUAUCGCUUCAUCCGACCAUCGAUGUAUUGUUGACCGCCGGCCGUGAUUCCACAGCUCGUGUAUGGGACAUGCGCACUAAGGCAAACGUCCAUACGUUGACUGGUCAUACAAACACUGUGGCUAGUGUUGUCACACAAGAAUUCGAACCACAGGUUUUGACUGGAUCGCAUGACUGCACGAUUAGAUUAUGGGAUUUGGCAGCUGGAAAGACGAAAGCGACUUUGACAAAUCAUAAAAAAAGCGUUCGGUCUCUUGUUUUACAUCCUAAAUUAUACAUGUUUGCCAGUGCCAGUCCAGAUAACAUUAAGCAAUGGACUUGUCCGGAGGGUAAGUUUGUUCAAAAUCUCACUGGUCACAACGCCAUCGUCAACUGUAUGGCCGUCAAUUCCGAUGGUGUACUCAUGUCUGGGGCAAACAAUGGUACUAUGUACGCUUGGGACUGGAGGACGGGUUAUAACUUCCAGAGAAUACAGGCUCCCGUUCAACCGGGUUCAAUGGACAGCGAGGCCGGAGUUUUCGCAAUGGCUUUCGAUCACAGUGGUACCAGACUAAUCACGGCCGACGGCGAUAAGACCGUUAAACUAUACAAAGAAGACGAUACAGCCACCGAAGAAAGCCAUCCUAUUAAUUGGAAACCGGACAUACUGCGGAGGAGAAAAUAUUAAUUCAACUUAUGUGUACAUUUUUUUUUCCUUAUAUGUUAUGAUUAUAAUAUUAAAGUAGACACAAGCUGACCGACAACAAUAAUAUUUGUUAAAUAUUUACAGUAUGUGCUAUAAUAAUUUAAUUAUUGUAAAAAAGAUCACAAAUAAUGAUAACAGUUGUUGAUAAGAGAUAACGUUAUCAUAGUUUAGCGGUAUCCGUAUCACAUGUUUUUUUUGAAUAAACGAUUUCUUAUUUUA